AUCACUGGUUGUAUGCAGAUAUAUAAAGGGUGUAUUUCCUCUUUGAGGAACAAGUUUUAGAGCAUAUUGGCUUUUCAACUUGGUUCUUCAACUGAACUGACUGAAGACAUGACUGCCAGCAAACUUACGUUUUUCUUCUUCAUCACCCUUCUGGGUUCAGUCAUACCACGAUCUGUUGACACAGUCAGUAUGAGGAAUGUUCAGAUAGAUACAGAUAAGACUGAGACUGGAGACGUGUGUCAGGACUGCAUUCAGAUUUUUCAAAUUACGAUCGACUUACUUUCAAAUAAAGACUUCCAGGAAAGAAUCACUGAUACAUUUGAAUACUUCUGUGAUAAGAUACCUCAACAAAUGAGGGAAACCUGCCAUGCUCAGGUUCAAAAAGUGAUUCCUAUAGCCAUUGGCUUUCUUACCGGUGUAAUGAAACCCGAGCAAAUUUGUAAAUUACUUGAGCUGUGUGAUGGUCGUGACAAUGGCAAGAUGAAAGAGCUGUUGCUCGAUCACAUCGCAAAAACCCUAACAAUGCCAACUAUGAAGCACGAGAUGUCUAUUCAGUGCACUGUGUGCAAAUACAUCGUAAACAAACUCGAGGAAAUGCUUCCUAAAGAGAGGACUGAGCAAGCCAUAAUGUCCCUGCUUGAGCGUUUGUGCAGCGAGUUUCCAGCUGCGAUUCAGUCACAGUGCAACAACAUCGUUGAAAAAUACGCCAAGGCACUGAUCGAAAUGCUGUUGAAGGAAACCUCUCCUGACCUGAUAUGCAAGCUUCUUCUUCUUUGUGGAAUAAUAGAAAGACCUAUAACAGAAGAUCCUGUGCGUUCAGACUGUGAUUCUUGUCUUACACUGGCGGUUUUGACCCGUAUGCAUCUGGGCUCAAAUGCCACCAAGCUCCAGACUGCUUCUUUCCUUGACUAUGUGUGUCAGAUGCAUCCUAAUGCCAUGCCAAAGUGCAAGACCUACACACAGCGUUACGGAAAGCAGCUUGGACUGUUUCUGGGCCAAGAACAGGAAGCACUUGACGUAUGCAAGAAAGCAAAUAUGUGUGUCAUUGGAGACAGUGAGCCGAUUACUCAUGGUGACCCCUGUACUCUGGGUAUAAGCUACCGCUGCAAGGACUUGCAGACUGCUAUAGACUGUGGGGCAGUUUCCUUUUGUCAGAAGAAUGUGUGGGCAUAAAUCCAUUUCAGCAUACCUAUGUGGAAGAGUAAAAGCUGAGGAUUUUCAAACAGAUGUGAAGCUUUAACAUCCUUUCUGCAUAUCAUAGAGUAUAUGUUGAAGCUUUGGUGCUGGACCAAGUGCUACUGAUUUUUCCUCCUUUGCUUGUUUUUUCAUGAUUAUAUUUGCUUAGUUGAAAAUCAGAUAAAGCAGAACUAACUUCAUAUAUUCAUGCUUUUUUACGGUUUAUAUAUUAACAAAAACUAUUACUUAAACAGCAUUAUCGAUCUCAUGACAUAUUAUCAGUUUUUAGUGCUACGCAAAUGCUUGCAAAGAGGUCAAUGUGAAUUCAGGGUUCAUGUUACAUUACAAUUAGAUAUCACUGCGUGAGGGGAAUAAACAUAUUGAAAAUGAUGAGUACUUUGUAAUGGCAACAUAGUAAUAUUUGUUUUGAUUGGAGGACGUUCAUUACAUAAUAAUACUGUAUAUACCUUAUCAACAGAAAUGGUUUUGCAAAAAUAACAGUAACUUACAGUAUCACUUACAGUAUUUGUCCAAAAUUGUGGUUACCAUGGUAUAUUGUAGUACGUAUAAAACAUUACAGGGCAGUUUCCUGGAUGGGGCCCCAAAUGCAUGUUUGAACUGCCAUAACUAAAAAAAAAACACAGCUUGCACAGACACAUCUUAACAUAUAUCAGUGUUUUGUCUCAAGAUGCACAAUGUUUUAAUAUAACUAAAUCUUAGUCCUGGCUUAAUCUAAACCCUGUCCAGGAAACCACCUAUAUAUGUUUACAGUAACUAACUAUUUUGUAGUUUGGCAUCAAGCAUCAUGGGCGAAUGGUUUAAUAUGUCAUUUGAUUGAAUAUUUUUCAACAUGUUGAAGUUAUUAUUACAAUCAUUACAAUUAUUGAUCAAAUGUUUGCCUUUCCCUCCUUGUGUACAUGUAAGGUGCAAAUAAAAAAACCUUUGACCUCCUAA
This is a messenger RNA of Misgurnus anguillicaudatus (oriental weatherfish), 2130 nucleotides long. NCBI's taxonomy places the organism in Eukaryota, Metazoa, Chordata, Actinopteri, Cypriniformes, Cobitidae. The record is from RefSeq and is a predicted model, not a curated record.